Morus notabilis is the source of this 2508-nucleotide messenger RNA. RefSeq lists its product as uncharacterized. The transcript is spliced from 2 exons. The record is from RefSeq and is a predicted model, not a curated record. Lineage: Eukaryota; Viridiplantae; Streptophyta; Magnoliopsida; Rosales; Moraceae. Bases 263 to 2419 code for a protein of 718 amino acids.
AAGACCUUGAAGUACACAAGAUAAAGGGAAACCUUUUUUCUUAUGCACUGUCCUUCUUUCUCUCGUCUUUUUAUCCGCUCUGUUUCCCUUGUUUCUCAUCACAUGAACUCUGAAAAAGCUUCCUCCCUUGAGCAUUACCUUGGCCAUUUUCUGGGGAUUAUUUAACCAGAACAAAGCUCACGAAAUCCCCGUCAUAUAAAAUGAACAGCUAGAAAAACAAGCCUGAUUUUAAUUUUGUUGGAACUUGGAUUAGGACAUUCCAAUGUCUCGAUUGAUAAUAACUGGUGUGCUCUUGACAAAGAAGAGGAACACAAUGCAAAUCUUCCCCGAAAAAGCGAGAGAGCUGUGGAAUGAAUGCGAGCUCCGAGCUUUAGUCCUAACAAGCCUUGUCCUGCAACUCAUCCUAAUCCUGAUCGGAAACCGGCGAAAACACUCUGCCAGUAAUAAAAUCAGAGUCCUCCUAUGGCUGGCAUACUUGUCGGCGGACUCUGUCGCGACGGUUUCUCUCGGCGUACUCUCCAACAACCAAGAAGACAGUUCCAAAGAGACCAACGCCACAGACCCAAACUACGUGAUCGCGGCCUUUUGGGCCCCAUUUCUUCUCCUACACCUAGGCGGACCAGACACCAUCACUGCCUACUCGUUGGAAGACAACGAGCUGUGGCUGCGGCACUUCCUUGGCCUAAUUGUCCAAGUUGGAGUGGCUUUCUAUGUCUUCCUCAGGGCUUGGAACUCCGGUACGAUGAGUCUUUUGUCGAUUCCGAUAUUUGUAGCCGGGAUUGUCAAGUUCGGAGAGAGGACUUGGGUUUUAAGGUCGGCGAGCAGUGAGCAUUUCAGAGAGUCCAUGCUUCCUAGUCCUGACCCUGGUCCCAAUUACGCUAGAUACAUGGAGGAAUAUUGUGCCAAAAAAGAAGAGGGUUUUCAUGUUAAGUCCACCAUCAUUGACGCCGGUAGAGCAGGGGAUCAGGAACAUCCCGGCACAGCUAACACUACGGCGAUUAGUGUCGAUUCGACUGCAGAAAUAGUACGAAAAGCUCAUAGAUUCUUCUUGGUUUUUAGGCGCCUAUGUGCUGAUCUUAUCCUCAGUUAUCAUGACAUAACCGGAAGCCGAGCAUUCUUCCGAAAGAUAUCCUUUGAUAGCGCUUUCAAGGUGAUUGAAUUCGAGCUCGGAUUAAUGUACGACGCGUUUUACACGAAGGCAGUGUUGAUCAACUCCAGAGUCGGUAUAAUUCUUCGUUGCAUUAGCUUUUUUUCGACCGUUUCAGUGCUCAUUACGUUCUUUUUCGCAAACAAGGAAGCAUAUUUGCGUGUCGAUGUGGUUAUCUCUUAUAUCUUGCUGGUUGGAGCAAUAGUGCUGGAGAUUUGCGCUGUAAUUGUAAUGCUCGCUUCGGACUGGACAGUGCUACGAUUGAGCAGGCAUAAGAGUGUUAAUUCGAUGGUGAAUCGAAUUUUUCCGGUGAGUGUUCGAGGCCGGGAUAAAAACAAGAGAAGAUGGUCUAAUAAGAUGGCGCAGUAUAACUUGAUAAGUAUUUGUCUUGAAAAUAAACCGCCCAAGUGUAUUAAUCUCCAGAAGGUUUUCUUUGUUGACAAAUUGUUAGAGAAGUACCGGCACAUGUACGUGAGAGAUGUCCCUACUCAUUUGAAGGAACUGAUCUUCGAGCAGCUAAAAGAUAAAUCUAGUGGCGAUUUCGAGAACUGCAAGGAAUUGUGCCGUAGGAGAGGCGACCACGUGCUCAGAACAGAAAAUUUGCUAAAUAAUGUCGUUUUGGGCAGGACUACAGAGUUGGAAUUCGAUCAGAGCAUUCUUCUAUGGCACAUUGCAACAGAUUUAUGUUAUUACUCCGGUGACGAUCAUUCCAACACCGGCCACAUCAGGGGUGGGGCAACGUACAACCGAGGCAUUGAUGAUCAUCGCAAAGCGAGCAAGUUGUUAUCGGACUACAUGUUGUAUCUUGUGGUGGUGUGUCCUUUCAUGUUGCCAAACGGGAUUGGACAAAUAAGGUUCCAAGACACAUGUGCUGAGGCUGCUGAGUUUUUCAAGGAGAGAGUAGUCCACGUCAAGAACAAGAAGGAUUUUGACAAAGAAGCUCGUCGUAUGUUAAUGGAGGUGAGCACAGAAGUGCCACCGUUGGAAGUAAAAGGCGACAGAAGCAAGUCCGUGCUGUUUGAGGCGUGCAUUGUGGCUAAAGCUGUGGAGGAGUCAAUGGGAGUAGAGCAACGGUGGAAGGUGUUGUGUCGUUUGUGGGUCGAAAUCUUGUCGUACGCCGCCAACCGGUGUGGAUGGAGUCACCAUGCUCAACAACUUAGGCGAGGGGGAGAGUUGCUUACUCAUGUUUGGCUUCUCAUGGCACAUCUUGGUAUAACAGAACAGUUUCAAAUCUCAAGGGGUCAUGCAAGGGCCAAGUUAAUUGUACAAUGAACCAAGUUGUUUGUUCGGAACCUUUCUUUAGCACAAAAAUAUUCCUAUUGCUGUUUUAAACCAUGGUAUUCUCAUCAAAUAGUAUUGUU